Molecule: messenger RNA, 867 nt
Organism: Vombatus ursinus (common wombat)
Lineage: Eukaryota; Metazoa; Chordata; Mammalia; Diprotodontia; Vombatidae
Gene: TMEM202
Product: transmembrane protein 202
Exons: 5
Coding region: 1-867 (288 amino acids)
Source: RefSeq, a predicted model, not a curated record
AUGGAAGGCCAGCCAGCCACAGAAGCACCAUUGGGACCCAAGGCCCUGACUUUCCACAUCCCUUGCACUCAGGAGACUGAAGGAGAUCACUGCUACCAGAGGCCAAUUCUACCUACCCAAAACCACUGGGUUGCCUUGUUGUCACCAUGGCAGCAGCAGCAUCUCCUGAAGCAGACCCAUCUUUAUAUCCGAACGUUCUGUGCUGGGUUGUGUGGGUUCACUUUCAUCCUGCUCCUUUGCAUGUCCCCGAUGUCCUGGGUGCAGUUUCUCUUGGCAGACAAUGGCCUUGAGCUCUAUGCGGGACUCUGGACCCUGUGUGGACAUGAACUCUGCUGGAGCCACGUACCCAGUGCACCCUACUACCUUCAGAUCUCCAGGAUCUUCUUUCUCCUCUCUGUCUUCACUGCUUUCAUUAUCCUUGCCUGGGUCAUCAGGUCCUGCCGGGACAGGAAAGAGCCUAGUACUCACUUGGACCAGGGGGUAGCCAUUCUCUCUUUGACUUCAGGAGCCAGCUUGCUCAUCUGCCUUGUGCUUUUUCUGAUGCAAGUCAAAAAGUACACUAGCUACAACAUGGAAUCAUCUUACUUGUGGAUUUUCUACUUCAACUGGUGGGGUAGCUUCUUUUAUGUAGUGGUUGGGCUUGUCUCCUUCUUCAACUACAAAACCUUUGGGAUUUUGCCCUCUGAUCCAGAUGUCACUGAAAUUCUCCUAACAAGGAGAAGAUUAGGGAUUAAUCCAAAGAUGUGGUCAACACCAGAAACAGAAGAGGCAAAAUCAGAGAUGGUUGUGGAUCCAGUAGUGGAAAUAGAGUCCAUAGUACCCUCUUUGGGGAAAAAAGAUGGCUCCAAGGUCAACAAAAACAAAUAG